ACGAGUUGAUUUUUCAUCAUGGCCAGUGUCGGGCGAGGGAGGGGGAGAGGGAGGGGCCUAUUGGUCACCAAAGUUGGAUCUGCACCUAAGCCUGGACCAGAGGGCGAUGUGGGAUCGACAAAAAAUGGAGAAUCCCCACCAGCAGGGGGCACUGUACAGGAACUUGAGGAUUAUCUUGAGGGGCUGACCCUCAAUCUGACUGAGGACAACCUGGAGGACAUCUUGACCUUAUCAAAAUCAAUGUCAACAGAAGACCACGUAAUGAAUGUGGCUAAGCGGAUUUAUGACAAGAGUUUGAAAGACCUAGAAUUUGCCAAAUGUGGAGCGUGUAUUUGUGAUAGACUGUCUAAUGUUGAGGUUCAAACAGCAAAGUUCAGAAAUGUUAUUCUGCGAUAUGUGCAAGAGGAUUUUAAAGGUAAAGAAGAAAUGCGAAGUUCAGACAACAAGCGUUACCUCGGAUUUGUCACAUUUCUUUGUCAGGUCUUUGGAAAUGUUCGACUUACGACAGGGGACACCAUGAAGCCAUUAGUGGCACCUGUGUUCGAGUGUUUAGAACAAAUCUUACAGGACCAAACCUCAACUGAGGAUGAGUAUGAAUGUUUAUCAUUACAGCUGCAGUGCAUUGGAAAAGACCUUGAACUUCAGGAUCAGCCACGCAUGUCUGCAUUGCUCGAUCAAGUGCGAACACGCAUCAUAAAAGAUGGGCUGACAGCUAGAGGGCGCUGUACUCUUCUUGAACUGCUGGAGUGUGGAUCACGGGGUUGGAAACCGUUAUCCAACGACCUGACUCGAUUCUACUGUGACACCAUGGUAGAGAUAUUUGCCACAAGCAUCGAGUGACCGCCAUUUUACAACCGUACAAUUACACCUUGUUACAACAG
This is a messenger RNA of Saccostrea echinata, 881 nucleotides long. RefSeq names its product CBP80/20-dependent translation initiation factor-like. Bases 19 to 840 code for a protein of 273 amino acids. Gene Ontology annotation, biological process: regulation of translational initiation. Gene Ontology annotation, molecular function: translation activator activity; protein binding; RNA binding. The record is from RefSeq and is a predicted model, not a curated record. NCBI's taxonomy places the organism in Eukaryota, Metazoa, Mollusca, Bivalvia, Ostreida, Ostreidae. The transcript is spliced from 5 exons. Gene Ontology annotation, cellular component: cytosol.